Molecule: messenger RNA, 345 nt
Organism: Cooperia oncophora
Lineage: Eukaryota; Metazoa; Nematoda; Chromadorea; Rhabditida; Trichostrongylidae
Source: the annotation of a GenBank genome assembly
AUGAAUCACAAGACGUCGCGUGCAACUCGGAAGAAUAACAUUAGACAGCGAUUCGUCACUCUUUUGAAGAAGUUCAAAGUUCCAGAUGAAGAGGGCAUUCCGUCAAGAUCAGACUCUGCUGUAAUGGUACCGACAGAAAAGGAACUACAAGAUCUCUUUGAGGAAUUGGAAAAUAUGAGCGAUUCAGGACCGGAAAUGGCAGCAGACGAGAUAUCAAUAGGCAGCAACCCACGGCCUGGUCUACGUCCUUACUUCACGCGAUCGAAGGAGGUACUACCGGCGAUUUAUGAUCGUGUAAGUGAUGCCACUAAACGUCCAUUUUCAGAUCUUUUAAUUUUGUGGUGA